Messenger RNA from Arachis duranensis, 2146 nucleotides. RefSeq names its product suppressor of mec-8 and unc-52 protein homolog 2. Gene Ontology annotation, biological process: mRNA splicing, via spliceosome. Lineage: Eukaryota; Viridiplantae; Streptophyta; Magnoliopsida; Fabales; Fabaceae. The record is from RefSeq and is a predicted model, not a curated record. Gene Ontology annotation, cellular component: nucleus. The transcript has 11 exons. Bases 160 to 1863 code for a protein of 567 amino acids.
UGUCUAUAGGAAGGACAUAAUCGUAAUUUAAGUUUGCUCCAAAAAACUUUCACGAUUCUUUUUGGUUCAGCUUCAAGCGCAAAACCCUAACCACGGAGUUUUCGAACGAAUUGGGAAUUUCAGCUUGAUUUCAACCCCGGACAAAAUCACACUACACCAAUGACUGCUUCGAAGAAGAAUUACAAAGAGAAACCUAUACGUCGCAAGGAAGAGAAACAAGAAGAACCAGAAACACCAAAAUAUAGAGAUCGUGCUAAAGAGCGUAGAGAAGAUCAAAAUCCUGAUUAUGAGCCUACAGAGCUGGCAUUUCACGCUGUUGCUCCUCCUGGUACUGUAGAUUUAAGGUCAGCUGAUGCACACAAAUUAUCCAUUGAAAAGAGCAAGUACCUUGGAGGUGAUGUGGAGCACACACAUUUGGUCAAAGGUUUGGAUUAUGCAUUGCUGAACAAAGUUAGAAGUGAGAUUGACAAGAAGCCAGAUUCUGUGGAUGAUGUUGAGGGGAAACCUAGAGCAUCUAAGGAAGACCAACAAGUCUCAAUUCGCACAUCAACUGCAAAGUCAGUUUAUCAGUGGAUAGUGAAGCCUCAGACCAUCAUAAAGACAAAUGAAAUGUUCCUUCCAGGUCGAAUGACAUUUAUUUUUAACAUGGAGAGUGGAUAUGCUCAUGAUAUUCCAACGACCUUGCACCGUAGUAAGGCUGAUUGUCCAGUACCGGAGGAAAUGGUUACAGUUAGCGUUGAUGGAUCUGUUCUAGAUCGGAUUGCUAAAAUAAUGUCAUAUCUUCGUCUUGGCUCUUCUGGGAAGGUUUUGAAGAAGAAAAAGAAGGAAAAAGAUGCAAAAGGAAAGAAUUUGGCUGUUGGUAAUGGAUAUGAUGAAGAGAAUUCAUCAAAGGUUGAAGGUGGGAGGGCAAAGAAUCAAACUGAAAGAGAGUUCAUCCCACCACCACCACCUCCAUCGAAGAAAAGUCAUGCUAAUUCAGGAGAGAAACAAGGCCCAGCUGUUGCUAGAGCAGAAGAUGAUGACAUCUUUGUUGGUGAGGGUGUGGAGUAUGACGUACCUGGCAAAGACUUGAGCCAAAGUCCUCUCUCUGAGGACAUGGAAGAGUCUCCUAGGAACAAGGACAAACCUUCAUAUUUUGCUGAACCUACUUAUGGUCCUGUGCCACCUGCUGCACUCCCUCAAGCAUGGCAAGAAUCGAAUGAAUAUGAUGUUAUGCAAACACAAGCCUUGGCUGGUGGCUACCAAGGAGAGUGGCAGGAGUACCAGUAUGCUGAACAGCUGGCUUACCCUGAUCAAUACCUUCAGCAAGAUAUGCAGACUUAUGAUUUGCAAGCGGGUUUAGAUAUGCCACAAGAUCCGCGUUUUAUGACACAAGAAGAGAAAGAUCGAGGUUUGGGAUCAGUAUUUAAGCGAGAUGAUCAGAGACUUCAACAACUGAGGGAGAAAGAUGCCCGAGAAAAAGACCCCAAUUUCAUUUCUGAGAGUUAUUCUGAAUGUUACCCCGGGUAUCAAGAAUAUAACCGUGAAAUAGUGGAUAGUGAUGAUGAAGAUGACUUGUCCAAAAUGGAUAUGGGUGGGAGGGCAAAGGGUCGACUUCAUCGUUGGGACUUUGAGACCGAAGAGGAAUGGGCCACUUACAAUGAGCAGAAGGAAGCAAUGCCAAAGGCUGCAUUCCAGUUUGGUGUGAAGAUGCAAGAUGGCCGGAAGACGCGGAAGCAGAACAAGGACCAGAAGCUCAAUAACGAACUGCACAAGAUCAAUAAGAUACUUGCCAGAAAGAAGAUGGAAAAGGAUAUGGACGGUGAUGGUGGGGGCCCCCACUAUGAUGAUGAGGUACAACCUGGAAAGAAGCUUCGAAUAUGAACGAGCCUUCCAUUUGUAACCAAAGAUGAUGAGAAUAGAGUCAUUUCUGGUUUCUUGCUAUAGAAAUCUUAGUAGUUAAUACUUAGUUUGUGCGAGUUCGAGGUUUUGUUAUUCUUGUUUGUCGUCCUUUUUUUUUCCCCUCUCUCCAAAGAGCCAAGAUAAGUGCCAUCUAAUGGGACAAUAAUCUACAGAGCUGUAAAUUGAAACUAGUUCUAGUAUUUACGCCUACAAGUUUCUUCGAAGGAGGAUGGAAAUGAAGAGUACUGAUAUAUGUGGCUGUCCA